AUGGACAUCCCCAUCAGCAGCAGAGACUUCCGCUGCUUGCAGCUGGCCUGCGUGGCUCUCGGGCUUGUGGCUGGCAGCAUCAUUAUCGGCAUCUCCGUAUCCAAGGCUGCAGCUACCAUGGGCGGUGUCUUUAUUGGCGCUGCUGUUCUGGGGUUGCUCAUCUUGGCCUACCCCUUCCUGAAGGCUCGGUUCAACCUGGACCACAUCCUGCCUACCAUAGGGAGCCUAAGAAUCCAUCCCCAUCCAGGGCCAGACCACGGGGAAGGAAGAUCCAGCACCAAUGGCAACAAGGAAGGAGCCCGCAGCAGCCUGUCCACCGUGAGCAGGACCCUGGAGAAGCUGAAGCCGGGGACCCGAGGGGCUGAGGAAUGCUGAGGCAAAGUCUGAGGGGCUGCCCCUGCCCUGCCCUCCCGUCCUGCCUGCUGCCCCUAUCUCAGUGCCCUCCUGGGUUAGAAGACCCGAACUGGAGACAAGUCAGGCCUUGCAGACCCCAGAGCAGCUGGGAACAGUGUCUGGAAUGGGGCCUUUUGCACUCGCCCGGCCAAGCCUCUCCAAAAUGGAUUCCACUGGUGUGGGCUGGGGCCUGGAGCAAGGUGUCGCCAGAUACCUCCACAGGGUUCCCAUGUUUCAGGCUCCUGUCCUGGCCUUUCUUUCUGGACUGCAGCUCAGUUUUGUUGUCUGUUCGAUCUACUGAUUUGUUUCUCCGGAAUUUGGGGUCCAAGGCCCUGACUGUGACCAGGAUGCCCCAGUCCCUUGCUCUAACCAGGCUACAGAAGUGAACCACAGGCCCACAAGAACCACAGACAGGGACCCUCCACCCCCAUGGUCUAGCCCAGGGGCUCUAGAGCUCACUAGCCCAAAAGAAGGGCUAGACAAGAUCCUUUUCCAAAUAUCAGAACUUCUGGCAUUUCCUCAGGGACAGGCUCUCAGCAGCAGUGAAUCAGAUGGGGGAAUUUGGGGGGGCUCACAAAGGGACAGGUACAAACAACCUUGCCUGGGGGUCAGAAGAGGCGACUUCUCAGCUGAGCCCAGCCCUGAGACCCUUGGUGUCUAACUCCACCACUCAAGGCUUUUCGUGAUCUGACUUCUCUCUUCCCAUCUUCUCACUGCUCCCUGAACAAGCAAAACACAUUGCUGUUUCCAAGCUUUGCCCCGUGUUCUCCAGGACACUCCCUGCUUCUCUCUGCCUAUCAAAUUCCCCACUUUUAAAGGCCCCGUUCAAAAAAAGUCUCCUACCCACGUACUCUCCUCAUUCUCUUCCACCAACCUCUGUCUUGCCACCUUUCAGGCAGGGUUGAAGUCUUCCUUUUCACAAAACAAUUAUUAAGCCAAAUUAAGUCUACUGAACGUUGCCCCUGCUCUAGUGUCUAGCACCAGACCAGUAGGUGCUUAAUAAAUGUUAAUGGAUUCAAUUUAAUGUAAAAACAAUUCCCUAGGCUUUCCCUGGGAAGCCACUUCAAAGUCCCAUCUACCGUGGGUAGAGCAAGUUUGGAGAAAGGAGGCCCAGGUGUGUCCUCACAGAAAACAUUGUUCCUCCCUCCACACCUGCACCCUCCAGGCAGAGUUGUUUGACCUCUACAGAUACCCUCUCCAUACGGCCUCUGGCCUGGUUUAGUGAGAAAACAAGCUAGAAAUCACGUCCUUCUUCCAGGAUCAAGGGAGACGGCACUUCCUCUUAGAAGCCUCCCCUGACUUCACUGUGCUUCCCAGCCCCAGGGUUUCCCUCCUUCACAGACCACUCUGAGUGGCCUUUGUCUAUUUCCCCUCUUGAGAGUGGGAGCAAAGGGCCAAGCACCCAGAAGACACCCUAGUGGAUGUUGGAAAACCAAAGUUUUCUGAAGCAGCAGAGUCCAUCUCAGAUGGGAAAGCUGAGGCCCCACUGGAAAAAGGACUCAUCGAGUCCUAUGGUGAAAGGUCACGGGGCCAGGCCUGCAGCCAGGUCUCCUAUCUCUCCCUAUCCAAGGCUCUACCUUCUGCUGUCCUCUGCACAGGUGGAAGGGAUCAGUUCUCUGACCACAGCGCGACAGACCUCCAUGAAGGGGCUGCCUUCCACAAAUGCUGGCCAGGUGUAGAGACUUCAGUUCCUUCAGCUGAGAGAAGCAACUUCCUCUCCUUAAAUUGCCCUCCUCUCCACCCAGCUGCUGCCUAUUCCCUGUCCCUUCUCCUUUCCUUCAUCAACAAUAUCUCAGGCUGCUGGUCCCUCCUCAAUCAAUGGGGAGACCCUUCCUCCUAUCCAUCUUCGAUCCUCACCUCAGUGCCCCAGAGAUACCCCAGGGUGGAGGGGGUGGGAAUGGGGGAUGUGGGGCCUGAGCUGCGGAGAGUGUGAUUCCCUACCCCCUGCCCAUCAACCCCUCUCAGCCAUGCUCUCCCCAGGGC
Messenger RNA from Nomascus leucogenys (northern white-cheeked gibbon), 2376 nucleotides. It is a transcript of the gene KNCN, whose product is annotated as kinocilin. Gene Ontology annotation, cellular component: ciliary basal body; apical plasma membrane; kinocilium. The record is from RefSeq and is a predicted model, not a curated record. Lineage: Eukaryota; Metazoa; Chordata; Mammalia; Primates; Hylobatidae.